Messenger RNA from Balaenoptera ricei (Rice's whale), 1800 nucleotides. It is a transcript of the gene PTP4A1, whose product is annotated as protein tyrosine phosphatase 4A1. Gene Ontology annotation, molecular function: protein tyrosine/serine/threonine phosphatase activity. Gene Ontology annotation, biological process: protein dephosphorylation. The record is from RefSeq and is a predicted model, not a curated record. Gene Ontology annotation, cellular component: nucleus. NCBI's taxonomy places the organism in Eukaryota, Metazoa, Chordata, Mammalia, Artiodactyla, Balaenopteridae. The transcript is spliced from 5 exons. Bases 16 to 537 code for a protein of 173 amino acids.
UUUAACUAAAUUAACAUGGCUCGAAUGAACCGCCCAGCUCCUGUGGAAAUCACUUACAAGAACAUGAGAUUUCUUAUUACACACAAUCCAACUAAUGCGACCUUAAACAAAUUUAUAGAGGAACUUAAGAAGUAUGGAGUUACCACAAUAGUAAGAGUAUGUGAAGCAACUUACGACACUAGUCUUGUGGAGAAAGAAGGCAUCCAUGUUCUCGAUUGGCCUUUUGAUGAUGGCGCACCACCAUCUAACCAGAUUGUUGAUGAUUGGUUAAGUCUUGUGAAAAUUAAGUUUCGUGAAGACCCUGGUUGUUGUAUUGCUGUUCAUUGUGUUGCGGGCCUUGGGAGAGCUCCAGUGCUUGUCGCCCUAGCGUUAAUUGAAGGUGGAAUGAAAUACGAAGAUGCAGUACAGUUCAUAAGACAAAAGCGACGUGGAGCUUUUAACAGCAAGCAACUUUUGUAUUUGGAGAAGUAUCGUCCUAAAAUGCGGCUGCGCUUCAAAGACUCUAAUGGUCAUAGAAACAACUGUUGCAUUCAGUAAAACUGGGGUGCUUGAUGCCAUUGCUUGGAAGUGGAACCUAGACAGGACGGGAUUUGUCAUACAUGUUAGCCAGCACGUUGGCUUGGUGAAGUCUGAUGAAGCUUCCAUAGGAGUGUUGAAACGCAGUUUUACCAGGCCACAAGCCUAGCAGAAUUGCAGCCUCUAUGUUUGGGUUAUGAUCAACCUACUUGGACACUUAGCAAAGGAUUCUUGCUGUUCAGCAUUUAAAAUGUGCUUAUCGUUUGUACCAAUUGACUUUUCCUGAAAUCAUGUAGUAUGGAGUCAUUCAUGUCUUUAAAUCUGUUCCAUGCCAGAUUCUUAUCAGUAUAUAAGAAAUUUAGAAAGACUAGGUGCCAAAAUACCCAGCACAAUUCUUGUUACUUUUAGUAUCGAACUAAAAUCCCAGGAACUAUGAAAACUCUGGACCUUAUGUGUUUUAUUCUUUCCAUCAUUUCAAACAUAGAAAGUAGGACCUAUAAGGUUAUUUGCUCACAGUAUGUUUACAUCUUCCACAUUCAUACCAGUAUACAUCAGAUUUGCUCGUUUGGUUUUUUUUCAUUAACCAAGUCUUACCAGUGAUUAUUUAAUGUCUUUCUAUAAAUCUCAUUUUGUGCUGUCAUGGAAGACCUCCGUUUUGAAAAUCUACAUUGUACAGAAGCACAUGUCUUUAAUGUCUCCAGACAAAAAAGCCUUACAGUUAAUUUUAAUGUUUGCACUUUGGGGUGCAACUUACAGGGAGGGCCUGAAAAAGGAAUGGGAGGGGGCUAUUAAGUAUUUUUAGUAAAAUGUUGCCUUUGUCUUGUGCAGAACAUGUAGAAUAUGCGCUUUAAUUUAGUAAAUAUUUUUUUAAAAUGUAGAAAUACUUUGUUAUUGUAGCUAAAACAAUUCUUAAUCAUAAAAUUUCUGAAAUUCUUGUAAUUUUUUUUCAAACUUAUCUGAAGUUGUUUACCAACUUAUUUUUGUUUGAAGUGUGAUUCCCAACCUCUUGCAAAAAAAAAAAGUGGGUUUCUGCUAAUGAAUUGAGCAGACAUUUAAUAUUUUAUAUGCCUUUUGAGCUGUGUAACUUAAUAUUUGGAUACUUGACAAUUUGUUUUAUUAUGUGAUUGAUAAAAUGGUGAUGUGUAUUAACGUCAGCUCAACCAUAUAUUUAUACUGUCCGGGAACAUGUGGUUAUAGUUCUGUGGGAGAAAUAAUUUGUCAGUGUUCACCAGCUUGUAAAAAUCUAGUGCGAGAGCUUAAACAUUAAAUAAAUGAUGAAAUGCA